AUGACCACACUCCCCACCAUCGAGCCGAUUACUGAUCAGAUCCAUCCUGCGAUCGAGGACAUGCUCGAGAUGCCUGAGAUGCUUCCCAAUGACCAGCUCCCUCCGUUUGAAGGGGAUCGGGUGAUUCAGUACCGCGAGGCGCUGCGUGAAGCGAUGAGCGAAGAGAUGCGACGCGACAAGCGUGUGUUCCUGCUGGGAGAAGAGGUCGCGCAGUACAACGGCGCGUACAAGGUCUCGCAGGGGAUGCUCGACGAGUUUGGUCCUCAGCGGAUAAUCGACACGCCGAUCUCUGAGAACGGGUUUGCGGGCAUGUCCAUCGCGGCGGCGAUGAGCGGCUUGCGUCCGAUCGUGGAGUUCAUGAGCUGGUCGUUCAGCUUUGUCGCCGCGGAUCCGAUCCUGAACAACGCUCCGAAGAUGCUCUACAUGUCCGGCGGGCAGUUCGGAUGUCCGAUCGUGUUCCGCGGGAACGACGGCGCGGGUGGUCAGCUUGCAUCGACCCACUCGUGGUGCGUGGAAGCGCUGUACGCGAAUGUCCCUGGUCUGAAGAUGGCGAUCCCAUCAAAUCCGUACGACACGAAGGGCUUGUUGAAAACUGCUAUUCGCGAUCCGGAUCCGGUCUUCUUCCUUGAAUCGGAGCGCAUGCUAGGCGACAAGGCGCAUGUCCCUGAGGAGGAGUACUACAUCCCGUUCGGACAGGCGCGUCUUGCUCGCGAGGGUGAUGCGGUGACGCUGGUGAGCUUUGGUCGUCCUGUGAACUUCUGUCUGGAAGCCGCGGAGCGGUUGAGCGCUGAGGGGAUCGAGGUUGAUGUGCUCGAUAUGCGCACGAUCCGUCCGCUGGACAUCGAUUCGAUCAUCGAGCGCGUGAAGAUCACGAACAAGAUUCUUGUUGUGGAUCAGUCGUGGCCUUUCGCGUCGAUCGCGAGUGAGGUGAUCACGCAGAUCUGCGAGCGCUGCUUCGAUUGGCUCGAUUCACCUCCGGCUCGUUUGAACACCGCGGAUGUUCCGACGCCGUAUGCGAAGGGGUUGGAGUACGACUACCUUCCGAAUCCGGAUCGGAUUGUCGGAAAUGAGCUGUCCGAUGCGUACGCGCCGAUCGCGGCUGGGGGUUGGUCUUGGUUGCACCUCUCACAAACUUCACAAGAAGCAUGCGACUGGAUUCGCAAUCAAGCGGGGAUCCCCGAACCUGAGGCACAAGCACUGAUCGCGGAUCAUGCUCGGCCGCGCUGUGUGCAAACUGAGACUGGACUGCUGUUCAUAGGCCGUGGGAUCAACCUCGACGAGGGGAGUCUCCCUGAGGAUAUGAAAUCGAUCCGCGUGUGGAUCGAGCAGAAUCGGAUUGUUACUGUGGUUAAACGGCGGAUGCGAUCGGCGGAAUCGAUCGCAGAGCGGUUCUUGAGUACCGAACGACCUGACUCUCCGGCGAGUGUGCUUGUCUCGUUGUUCUCGCAAAUGACUCAAAGGAUUGCGCCAUUCGUGCAAGAGCUUGGGGAUCGACUGGACGAGAUUCAGUUCAGUGUGAUUGAUGACCGCGUCGAGUCUGCGGAUCUCCCCGAACUCAGCCCGAUCCGAUUGAGGACAGUGAGCAUGCAUCGAUACCUCGUCCCGCUCUACGACGCGGCGGUCUCGCUGUGUAAUGCAAAGCAGUUGACUGGCUCAAAGCGGGUGCUUGCACAAGCGACCUCCACUCGUGAUCAGCUCGCGCGAAUGGUGGACGAGCUCUCCGCGAUCGAAGCGAAGGCGGCGGUCACACGCGACGAGAUGGUGAGCAAAAGAUCAGAGCAGCUCAAUGAGCGUGUGUACAACCUCACAGUGCUCGCGGCGAUUUUCUUGCCUUUGACUGUGCUGACUGGAUUGCUGGGAAUGAAUGUCGGCGGGAUCCCGCUGAUGGAGAAUCAGAAUGGAUUUUUAUUGAUGAGCAUCGCGUUGGUGGUCAUCAUGACCUUUACGAUAUUGUUGCUCCGAAAGCUCCAUGACGGAGAUUCGAAAAUGGCUAUCAACAUCACCAUGCCUCGCCUCUCGGACACGAUGGAACAAGGGACGGUUGUCAAGUGGCAUGUGAAUGCCGGUGACACGGUCAACUCCGGUGAUGUCAUCGCGGACAUCGAGACGGACAAAGCGACGAUGGAACUCGAGUCCUUCGACGACGGCGUGGUCGCAUCGCUGGCAAUCGGAGAGGGCGAGAAGGUCAACGUUGGAGAAACGAUCGUGAUCCUCGCAGAAGACGGUGAGUCUGUGGAUGACGCGAUCGCUUCGGUUGGUUCAUCGGCUGACGCUGCACAGCAAGAGGGUGGUUCGGACGCUCCUGCUCCGUCAGCUACUGCGGUCGCUGAACCUCCAGCGACUCCACAAAGCGAUACGGCUGAUGCCGGUGAGCGUGUGUUUGCAUCGCCGCUGGCACGCAAGAUUGCACAAGAACACAACAUCCCGAUCGGAUCGAUCAGUGGAUCUGGGCCUUCCGGACGUAUCGUCAAGAAGGAUGUCGAACAGAUGAUUCAGAAUGGCUCAGCUGCUGGAGCUCCCGCAGCUCCGAUUUCGAUGGCAUCUCCAUCGGCAGCACCGAUGCCUGCACCACUCCCAGCACCUGGCGCGGCGCUUGAGUCGCGGAGUGUGCCGCUCAACUCGAUGCGUGAGACGAUCGCGAAGCGUCUGGUUGAAUCCAAAACCACGAUCCCCCACUACCAGGUCACGAUCUCCGCUCGUAUGGAUUCGCUGCUUGCGCUUCGCGAGGAACUCAACGGACAGCUCAGCACGCAAGGCGUCAAGCUCAGCGUCAACGACUUCCUCGUGCGUGCGUGUGCGAUCGCGAUGCAUCAGCAUCCGUUCGUGAACUCGUCGUGGAAUCCAGGGUCUGGAAAGUCAGGGCCGUCGAUUGAUCUGCACGGGCAUGUAAAUAUCGGUGUUGCGGUCUCGCUCCCAGAGGAGAAAGGCGGCGGUCUUGUUGUUGCGACGAUCAACAAUGCGGAUCAGAUCGGUCUGCGUCAGAUCUCAACAGAAACCAAGCGUCUCGCAUCCAAGGCACGCGAGAAGGGGCUGUCCCCUCAAGAACUGAGCGGAUCGACCUUUACCAUUUCGAAUCUUGGCAUGUUUGGGGUUGAUCACUUCACAGCGAUUGUGAAUCCUCCGAAUGCGGCGAUCCUUGCUGUGGGCCGAGCGAUCCAGAAGCCGUUCGUUGAAUAUGACGAGUCAGGUGAGCCGGAGUUGGUGGUUGGUCACGAGAUGUCGAUGACGAUCUCGAGCGAUCACCGGAUCAUCGACGGCGCGAUGGCGGCGGCAUAUCUGAACACUGUGAAGGAACUGCUGGAAUCCCCGGCUUCCUUGCUGGUCUGA
Molecule: messenger RNA, 3327 nt
Organism: Symbiodinium sp. CCMP2592
Lineage: Eukaryota; Dinophyceae; Suessiales; Symbiodiniaceae
Source: the annotation of a GenBank genome assembly